This is a messenger RNA of Protopolystoma xenopodis, 504 nucleotides long. NCBI's taxonomy places the organism in Eukaryota, Metazoa, Platyhelminthes, Monogenea, Polystomatidea, Polystomatidae. The record is from the annotation of a GenBank genome assembly.
AUGUUCCGAUUAGAAAAACAUCGAACAAAGCCGGUUGCCUUUUCUGUUCGAACUAACAUAUCAUUUGAUGCGAUUCUUCACGGUUUCGAUGCUCCAGUUCCUUCAAGGGUGGUCAGCUUUAAUAUAAAGGACUUUUUACACAUCAAAAUUCGUUUCAGUUCCCACUGGUGGAUAGGACGCCUCGUUAAAAUUGGCACUCCAUACUGCUUUAUUCCAAGCCCUGCUAAGCUUGAGUUAAUACGUGGUCGUCUACCAGUUAUCACGCAAACUCUCGUAUCUCCAGGAAAUCCCGGGGACACCGCCAGCAUUUGUGGAAAUAUUGCUGCGAGUGGAGGGCAGGGAAAUAAUGGAGCAGUAGGCCCAACAAUCCAAUCUCCAACCACACCAAGUGGAGCUUUAGGCCGUCGAAGAGAGGGUGCGUUUUUCCCAAAGGACAUAAUACUUGCUAAAUUGAAAUCAAGACCUGGAUCUUGUUUUAUUAAUAUAACUUGGAUCUUUUUAUAA